Messenger RNA from Lates calcarifer (barramundi perch), 6005 nucleotides. Its product is annotated as mucin-17. The transcript has 52 exons. The coding region runs from base 72 to 5795 and encodes 1907 amino acids. Gene Ontology annotation, molecular function: G protein-coupled receptor activity. The record is from RefSeq and is a predicted model, not a curated record. Gene Ontology annotation, biological process: cell surface receptor signaling pathway; G protein-coupled receptor signaling pathway. Gene Ontology annotation, cellular component: membrane. NCBI's taxonomy places the organism in Eukaryota, Metazoa, Chordata, Actinopteri, Centropomidae.
GCUAUCCGAACAGCGGCGGUUUCCAGUGCAGAUGUGAGGACCAGUAUCGUUGGUCAUGUGGCCAGUGUUUAAUGUAUGGGUCUUGUGACAACAUCACAAAUAACACAUGUGGAUGCAUCAAUGCCAUUCCUCCUGAUGGACAGUACUGCCAGUCUGUUGACCAAUACAACUUUACAGCUUGUCCUUUUACAACCACAACUCCACCAUCACCAAAUUCAACACCUGCCACACAAGAUAUGAACACUACAACAGCUGCAACACCGACACCAAUUAUAACAAAUUCAACAACAGAUGUGAACAUGACAACGCCAGUUGUAACAAAUUCAUCAACAGCUGUGAUCACAACAGAGGUUUCCACAACACCCAUGACAAUUAUAACAAAUUCAACAGCUGUCACCAUAACAGAAAUGAACACUACUGCAACUGCAACACCAACACCAACAGCAAUUAUAACAAAUUUGACAGACAACAGUACUAUACCUACAGCUGUACCAACAACUGCAGUUACCAAUUCAACACAUAUUGCUACAGCAGUUUUAAACACUACAAUAACAACAUUUGUAACAAAUUCAACACCUGUUGCCACAACAAAUGUGAACACUACAACAACAGCUCCAACACCAACAACGGCUGUGACAAAUGCAACAACAAUUGCUACAACAGAUGUGAACACGACAACAGUUACCACAACACCAACAAUUGUAACAAAUUCAACACCUACUGCUACAACACAUCUGAACACUACAACACCCAUAACUACACCACCAACUGUAGUUACCAAUUCAACACCUGUUGCCACAACAAAUAUGAACACUACAACAACAGCUCCAACACCAGCUUUAACAAAUGCAACAACAAUUGCUACAAUAGAUGUGAACACGACAACAGUUACCACAACACCAACAAUUGUAACAAAUUCAACAACUAUUGCUUCAACAUAUCAAAACAUUACAAUACUCACAACUACACCACCAACUGUAACCAAUUCAACACCUACUGCCACAACACAUCUGAACACUACAACACCCACAACUACACCAACAACUGUAGUUACCAAUUCAACACGUGUUGCCACAACAAAUAUGAACACUACAACAACAGCUCCAACACCAGUUUUAACAAAUUCAACACCUACUGCUACAACACAUCUGAACACUACAACACUCACAACUACACCACCAACUGUAGUUACCAAUUCAACACCUGUUGCCACAACAAAUAUGAACACUACAACAACAGCUCCAACACCAGCUUUAACAAAUGCAACAACAAUUACUACAACAGAUGUGAACACGACAACAGUUACCACAACACCAACAAUUGUAACAAAUUCAACAACUAUUGCUUCAACAUAUCAAAACAUUACAAUACUCACAACUACACCACCAACUGUAACCAAUUCAACACCUACUGCCACAACACAUCUGAACACUACAACACCCACAACUACACCAACAACUGUAGUUACCAAUUCAACACCUGUUGCCACAACAAAUGUGAACACUACAACAACAGCUGCAACACCAACAAUGGCUGUGACAAAUGCAACAACAAUUGCUACAACAGAUAUGAACACAACAACAGUUACCACAACACCAACAAUUGUAACAAAUUCAACAACUAUUGCUUCAACAUAUCAAAACAUUACAAUACUCACAACUACACCACCAACUGUAACCAAUUCAACACCUACUGCCACAACACAUCUGAACACUACAACACCCACAACUACACCAACAACUGUAGUUACCAAUUCAACACGUGUUUCCACAACAAAUAUGAACACUACAACAACAGCUCCAACACCAGUUUUAACAAAUGCAACAACAAUUGCUACAACAGAUAUGAACACAACAACAGUUACCACAACACCAACAAUUGUAACAAAUUCAACACCUACUGCUACAACACAUCUGAACACUACAACACUCACAACUACACCACCAACUGUAGUUACCAAUUCAACACCUGUUGCCACAACAAAUAUGAACACUACAACAACAGCUCCAACACCAGCUUUAACAAAUGCAACAACAAUUGCUACAACAGAUGUGAACAUGACAACAGUUACCACAACACCAACAAUUGUAACAAAUUCAACAACUAUUGCUUCAACAUAUCAAAACAUUACAAUACUCAUAACUACACCACCAACUGUAACCAAUUCAACACCUACUGCCACAACACAUCUGAACACUACAACACCCACAACUACACCAACAACUGUAGUUACCAAUUCAACACCUGUUGCCACAACAAAUGUGAACACUACAACAACAGCUGCAACACCAACAAUGGCUGUGACAAAUGCAACAACAAUUGCUACAACAGAUAUGAACACAACAACAGUUACCACAACACCAACAAUUGUAACAAAUUCAACACCUACUGCUACAACACAUCUGAACACUACAACACCCAUAACUACACCACCAACUGUAGUUACCAUUCCCCCAAGUAUGAACACUACAACAGCCGCAACACCAGCUUUAGCAAAUUCAACGUCGACUGCUACAACACAUCUGAACACUACAGCACCCACAAUUAUACCAAGAACUGUAGUUACCAGUUCAACGCCUACUCUUACUACAACAGCUGCAACAACACCAACUGUAACAACUACAACCGCGACCACUAACACAACUAAUACUAUUCUUCCCACCAUGAUCGCUACUACCAUGUCUGCCAUCACUACCACUUCUGCCACCACUACCCCCACCACAACCACUACCACAAAUGUCACCAUUACCCCCACCACAACGACUACCACAGCUGCCACGACUACCACAAUGGCCACCACAACCACGACCAUGGCUACUACCACUAUCUCCACCACAACCCUUACCACAGCUGUAACCACCACCAUCACCAGUACACCUAGUACCCUUUCAACAACCAUAGGAAAUACUGUUACUCCCACACAACCUACAGGAGUCAGUGUGGAAAUGUCAAUUGAAUUAGACAAGGAAUACAUAGCAGCAUAUAAUAAUCCACAAAGUUCUGAAUACAAGAAACUUAAAUCUGAUAUUGAGUCAGUGUUACGGGGGCAGUAUAAUAAAAUCAUAGGAUAUAUCAAUGUUUUUGUGACAAGAUUCAGUAAAGGAAGCGUAAUUACAGAUUUUGUUGUUCAGACAACAGAAGUUGACCCCGUUCAAAUGGCUCAAGCAAAUGAAAAACUAAAAAACGCAAUGCUUUCUAUUGCACCAGUCAUUGGAUCAGUUUCUGCAACAUACAAUAGUCCAACUCCAAUGAGCAUUCCAGACACUUAUACUGGUAAAAGCAUGACGCUAAUGUGUGAGCCUCCAGGGAUUAUUAAGCUGGGAAAAAUUACUAUCUCUGAGUGGAACUUUAAAGGAAUGAAAAUUAAAGACAGUGUUAGAAGGGAAAUAACUACUUCUAACAGUGGGUCUCAACUUAAAAUUAACAACGUCAUUCCUGCCGAUAGUGGACUUUAUAUAUGUACUCUGAGCAGCAAUGUAAUGGAUUUUGUCCAACAGGGAACUGUAAGAGAAUCUAACAUUAGACAAGCUCCAAUUGUGCGACUACAGAGUGAACUUAAUGUAAAAUGUAAAAGUGGACUGAUAAAAUCACUUAAGUGUUGUGUGCAGAGCCUCUACAAAGUCAAGUGGUUUGACAAAGACAAAGUCUUAAACUCAGUUCCUAUUAACGAUGGAGAAGACUACUGCAUCAAGCAUGACUACCAAAUAGAAAGCUGUAGCGGAUCACAGGACCAAGAAAUACGCUUUACAUGUAGGGUAGAUGAACCACAAGGUUAUGAAAAGACAAUGACACUCAUCAUUUUCACAGACAAGCCUGUAUGUGAUGAUACUCAGUAUGGACCCGGGCGAGUAGGUGACAUAUCAAGCAUAGGUUGUGCUCAAGGUCAAGAGGGGAGCAAAACUGCAGUCUGCCAGGAAACAGGAGGGUGGAAACUGGAGAUGGACACCUGCAUUGUAACUCACAUCAAGGAAUUACUGAUCGAUUCACAGGAUUUGGUGGUGGAGGAAGUACCACAAUUUGUGGUUAAUGUAAGCAGGGCUGUCAAGCAAAAUAAAGCAGGAAUUGUAAAUUCAUCUGCAACCAUUUCAGCUGUUGUUCAUAUCGUGACCCAAAUUGCAGAUGUUUCGACUACUGUUGAUGAAACUGUCAUGCAGAAUGUACUCAACACUGUUGAUGUCAUCAUUGGUGAUGAUGCAAGAGAGUCCUGGGUAGUUCUGAAUGCAAAUCAAACCCUCAAUGCCAGCUCAAAAUUACUGGGUUCAUUGGAGACUCUCUCCAGUGACUUGGUUGGGGAGUUUACCAUUGUGACUCAGCGGAUCCUGCUCAACAGAACCAAAUUUAACAACUCCUUUAUGGCAGACCUGAACUCCAGCAUCGUCAUAAACAUUCCAGACACCAACAUGAGUAAUGUCUUUAUUACUACUGUCAUCCUCUCCACCCCUAAUAAUUUUAUGCCAGCACGGAACUCCAGCUUUGAUCCCAGCCUCUUCAAUGCCACCAGCAAUGAAACUGUCAAUGACAAUACCAUCAAUGCAGCUGUGGUGCUUGUCAGAAUAAAUGAAACAAUUCAAAAUGUCUCUCUGAAGUACAACAAACUGAACAGUUCCUUGAGGCUGAACCCACAGUGUGUCUUCUGGAACUUCACACUCUUCGAUCAACUUGGUGCUUGGGAUGAUGAAGGGUGUGUGUUUGUGUCUGACAUAGACAACACAGUAACCUGUAACUGUAACCACCUCACCUCCUUCUCACUUCUGAUGGCAAUAGACAUCCCUCCGUCACUGAGAGAAGCCUUGGAUAUAAUAACUUAUUUUGGAGUCGGUAUCUCUCUGGCGAGCUUAGUUAUAUGCCUCAUUAUUGAAGGAUAUGUUUGGAAAGCCGUAACUAGAAAUAGCACUGCCUUCAUGCGUCACGUUUCCAUCAUUAAUACUGCCCUGUCUCUGCUUAUCGCUGACAUCUGCUUCAUCAUCGGUGCCUCUGUAGCAAAGAAUUCCCUUGAAAACCCAGGGGAGGAUUAUGAAGUUCCACUUGGACCAUGUAGCACAGCAACAUUUUUUAUGCACUUUUUCUACCUUGCUCUAUUCUUUUGGAUGCUUGUGUCAGGCCUUCUGCUAUUUUACCGGACAGUCAUGGUCUUCUCACACAUGUCCAAGUCAACCAUGUUGGCCAUUGGUUUCAGUUUAGGCUAUGGCUGCCCUUUGAUCAUAGCUGUUAUUACUGUUGCUGUCACAGCACCAGGGAAUGGAUACAUCAGGAAACGCGAUGCUUGUUGGCUGAACUGGUUUGACACAAAGGCCCUUCUGGCCUUGGUGAUACCUGCCUUGACCAUAGUUUUCAUCAACAUUUUAAUUGUAAUUGUGGUCAUGUUCAAAAUGCUGAGAAGAGGAGUGAGAGAUGUUGCCCAAACAGAUGAAAAACAUACACUGGUUGUCAUUGUAAGAUGUGUGAUCAUUCUCACUCCUUUAUUUGGACUUACCUGGUCUUUGGGAGUGGCAACCAUGGUAUCAUCAACAAAUAAAGGAGUCCAUAUUGCCUUUGCAUUCUUCAAUUCACUACAGGGUUUCUUCAUCUUAGUGUUUGGAACACUAUUCGAUUCAAAGAUCCGUUCUAUCCUCUCAAGGAGAUUACCAACACCAAGCACCGGCUCUAAUCCAACAACUAGUACAAGUGGUGGUGUUUCCUCUUUCACUGGAAUAAAUUUGAUAAGUCGACUUCGUGGAAGAAGAUAUAUGUACCAUGUUUCACAAGCCGCAAACUCGAGCAGCAGUGGUGCAUCGGAGUCAUUUGUCCAUAUCUGAAUCAGUGCAACAAUCUGUACACUUACAUUUAUUUCAUUAAUUCAUAAGAUUUGUCAGGUAUUAUAAGAAUUUUCAGAAAAUAAUCAGAAACUGAUUAUGUAUGAGUUUAAGUUCACUGGGAUAAUAAUGUAAAUAGUGUUGAAAAACAACUUGAUAUGUUGUGAAAUCAGGAAAUUGUGUGGUAUUAAACAAAAAACAUUAAAAGAUGAA